UAUAGACAUAUUUUAUUCAGUAUAGAGAGGUAGCUCGCAAUGUCUUAGAUCUUUGGUAUAUCUUCAUCCUUUUUAAUUAUAGUGUUCAAAAGUUCCUGGGAAUGAAAACACAUAAUCAAUCAACGAUCUACCAUAGUUUCUCAGUUAGUUUCAUAUUCAGAUGCAUCAGAGUUCUCCUCAACAGAUCUAUUGCUCUUGCCUUAAACUAGACGACAUUUCUGGGUUUUCCCCCUCUCUUCUUCUAGGUUGUAUGUAAAACCAUAUAAUAAAAUCAUAUCGGAGAAAAAGAAAGAAAAAAUGUCAAGAAAACCUUGUUGUGUGGGAGAAGGGCUGAAGAAGGGCGCAUGGACCACCGAAGAAGACAAGAAACUCAUCUCUUACAUUCAUGAACAUGGUGAAGGAGGGUGGCGUGACAUUCCCCAAAAAGCUGGACUCAAACGAUGUGGAAAAAGUUGUAGAUUGCGUUGGGCUAACUAUCUGAAACCCGAUAUCAAGAGAGGAGAGUUUAGCUACGAGGAGGAGCAGAUUAUCAUCAUGCUUCACGCUUCCCGUGGCAACAAGUGGUCGGCGAUAGCGAGACAUUUGCCAAAAAGGACAGACAACGAGGUCAAGAACUAUUGGAACACGCAUCUCAAAAAACGUUUGCUCGAUCAGGGCAUCGAUCCCUUGACCCACAAGCCACUUGCUUCUAACCCUAAUCCGGCCACGCCUACGACAUCUGAAGGCCAAGAUGACUCAAAUCCGAACCUGGAUGAGCAGUCACAAUCUGGUUCGAUGUCUCCAAAGUCUCUUCCUAUUUCAUCAAGCUCUUGCAGUCUACAAAAGAUAAGCAACAGUGAUGAGACGCCGAGAAACAACGGUUCCUUGAGCUCCAAUAAAUGUCGUUUCAAGAAAUCGAGUUCCACAUCAAAACUGUUAAACAAAGUUGCAACUAAGGCGUCUUCCAUUGGCAAUAUGGUAUCAGCUUCCAUGGAAGGAUCCUUAAUUCGCUCAACAACAUUUUCUCCAUGUCUCAAUGAUGUCUUCUCCGAAACUAGUCAAUUUCAAAUGGACGAAUUUGCACCAUUCUCUCACUCAUCUGAUCAACACAUAACUGAUCAUAUGAAUGAAGAUAUCAACAUGGACUUUGAUCUCAGCAAUUCCGAAUUCAGUUUCUCGCAGUUUAUCGAGCAAUUUAGUAACAUUGAAGCCGAAGAAGCCAAUGCCAUUGGAGGAUAUAACCAAGAUCUCUUAUUGUCUGAUGUCUCAUCAACAAGCGUUGAUGAAGACAAUAUGAUGCAAAACAUUACCGGUUGGUCCAACUAUCUU
Raphanus sativus (radish) is the source of this 1308-nucleotide messenger RNA. RefSeq names its product transcription factor MYB29. The annotation marks the transcript as partial. The transcript has 3 exons. The record is from RefSeq and is a predicted model, not a curated record. NCBI's taxonomy places the organism in Eukaryota, Viridiplantae, Streptophyta, Magnoliopsida, Brassicales, Brassicaceae.